AUGCGGAAUUUUGGCAUCGCGAGAACGGGAGCUCCUAUCAGAAAUUCGUUGCGCCGCCCUUGGGGGCAAAAAACGGUGAAAGGGCUUAAGACGAUCACAAUGGCUAAAUGUGUGAACGCACUGGAAGGCUUCACGCUCAGAGAUCUUCUGUCCGAAAAUGGACUUACAUUGGAGAUUAAUGAAGAUUAUUAUCAAGGGGAAGACGUUGAUGAGUACGAUUUCAAGAAUGGAGUGAGGUUAGGUAAUGAAGAAAUGCUUAGAAUUUUGAACAUGGAUGACUUUGGCGGGGAAGUGGAGCUUGACGAAAACAGUGAAGCAGAAGUCGUCAUGCCUUAUGACUUAAAUUUUGAGGAUCUUAAAACUAAAAUGACAGAUAUUACAAAAACUGGGCAGGUUUUGAAGCUGGUCAAGAAAGAAGGUGUCGGAGAAACCAUGCCUUAUAAUUCACAAGUGACGGUACAUUACAUAGGAUAUUUAGAGCAUCAAGAUGAUCCAUUUGAUUCGACAUAUAUUCGAGGCAAACCAGCAGUACUUCGUUUGAAUGAAGGACAGCUCUUACCAGGCUUGGAGAUUGCCAUUGCAAGCAUGAAAAAACAUGAAACGUCCCUUUUUCUUAUUCAACCUAGUUUAGCAUAUAUGGAACUGGGAUGUAUGCCUCUUGUACCACCAAACUCGGAAGUUUUGUUUGCCAUUAAGCUGCUUGACUAUCUUGACAAUGGUUCAGCCGAUACUGCAGAGAAUUUAAAUAUUGAGGAAGGGCGUACAUUUUCUAAGAUCAUUAAACGAGUACAAGAUCUACUCGUUAUUGCUAAGGAUAACUUUGGAAGACGGAAGUACAGGCAGGCGAUAAGAGAGUACAAGAAAGCAGCAAAUUGGCUGGAAGAUGCGCAAUUAGAGAACGAAGAAGAAGAACGAGAAAUGAAGAAAGUGCUUACAAGGGUGUAUGGAAAUCUUGCAGUUUGUUAUAAUAUAGAGAACAUGCCCCGUCAAGCUUGUUCAGCUUGCAACAGAGUUCCUUUCAAAACCGCCAAGACCUAUUUCAAUCAUGGAAGGGCACUGCUACUAAUGGGAGAGUUUACAGAUGCAAUGAAACAAUUGCAAAUCGCUCACAAAAUGGAACCAAGUAACAAAGAAACAAUUAAGGAGAUUAAAGUGACUAAUGAAAAGCAGAAGAAAUAUUUGGAUAUGGAGAAACGUUUAUGGUCAAAUUGCUUGAAGAACUCCAAGGAAAACACGGUCACUGAUGGGUUCAGUAAAAUUGCCAAAGAAUUUUGUGACGCGUUUGCUAAUGAUUCCAGUCUCUUGAGACAACCAUUACCGGAAGGAUUAACUCCUUCGGAGGAAUCAUGCAUGCGAGAACAAGCUGCAUUAGCUGGUCUAUCGGUUACGCUGCACACAAGAUAUGGCAAGGAAGUCGUAUACUUAAGUAAACCACAGUAUUAAAAAAAAUAGAGUUAACUAAGUAAAUCAGCGGAAAGAAAGAUAUGUUAAUGUAACUUUUAUUACAAGGAAUGCAUUUAUUGUUGCACAAGUCAAGUAUGUCUAAGAUAAAUUACGAAGAUAUAUAUUUGUUUGUAAUAAAAAUACCAAAACUUACGUUACAUAGGAAACAUUAAAGAUAAGUUAUGUUAGUUUACUUCACAAAGUGUACAAGUAUGCAUUUAUUUCCGCGUAAGCUGGACAAUUGCAAAAUACACGAAGUUACGAACACGUUUUUUAAAAUAAAGAUAGAGCUUUUA
Orussus abietinus is the source of this 1739-nucleotide messenger RNA. RefSeq names its product inactive peptidyl-prolyl cis-trans isomerase FKBP6 (gene shu). The coding region runs from base 1 to 1443 and encodes 480 amino acids. NCBI's taxonomy places the organism in Eukaryota, Metazoa, Arthropoda, Insecta, Hymenoptera, Orussidae. The record is from RefSeq and is a predicted model, not a curated record. The transcript has 7 exons. Gene Ontology annotation, molecular function: protein binding; peptidyl-prolyl cis-trans isomerase activity.